AUGAGUUCUUCAAGGACCCGUGUUGAUAUCGACGACGCUGAUCCACGCAUCCACUACUCCGCUGGCUGGUCGACCGGAAAAGAUGGCAACGCGUACGGUCGAACUCUGCACUACGCACAGUUUGCGGGGUUGACAGCCACCCUGAGGUUCAAUGGCACAAUGGUCGGCAUCAUGGGAUGCGGAGGCGACACAGCCUCGAUUGGCUAUCCGUCAACGUCGAUCGUCAUCGACGGGAAGAACGCGAAUCUCUUCCGGAUCACCACCAACACCCCCACAUCGCCAGCCGCCCUGAGCUACAACCUCACUCUGUUCUCCUCGACUACCCUUCAACCCGGAGCACACACUAUUGUGCUCACAAACCUCAACGAGACUUCGCCGAAUCUGUUCGUACUAGACCGGUUCUGGUACAUCGCUUCGGACGCCUCAGAUGCAACGAGCGUGAGCGAAGUGCUCGGGCAACCUUCGGCGUGA
Messenger RNA from Trametes versicolor FP-101664 SS1, 471 nucleotides. RefSeq lists its product as uncharacterized. The transcript is spliced from 2 exons. The record is from RefSeq and is a predicted model, not a curated record. NCBI's taxonomy places the organism in Eukaryota, Fungi, Basidiomycota, Agaricomycetes, Polyporales, Polyporaceae. The coding region runs from base 1 to 471 and encodes 156 amino acids.